CUUGAGCUAGCAAAACAAAAUGUCAUAUUUCAAGCACACUUCUCCAUCUUAACGGUUUUCUUGUCAUCUGGUUUACAUGUCAUGUCUGUGUGUUUGUCUUUGAAAAAGAAAAGCGAAGAAAAGCAGAUGGUUUCUUCGUCUAAUCCUAGAAGCACAGGACUAGAAACCUACUUUAUUGUUUAUUCCAUCUUUUUUCAUGUCCCCUCCCUCUCCCCCUGCUAUAUAAGAGCCUGACAUUCCCCUUCUGUUGCAUUCAUUCUCCAACUCGUCAUUCGAUUUGUAUCCUGUCGUCCUUGUUCGUUUCUUUACCUUUUUUUUAUCUCAUCAUCUCCAUAUCAUUAUUCAAUCAUCAUUCCCCUUCGGAAUUCCAUCAUGGAGACUGUUGAGUUGAAGGUGGAGAUGGUUGGCAUACACGAGAAAAGACUGAGGAAAUGCCUGUCAAAAUUGAAAGGGAUAGAGAAAGUGGAAGUGGAUGUUAAUAGUCAGAAAGUGGUGGUCACAGGAUAUGCACAUAGGAACAAAAUACUUAAAGCCAUCAGAAGAGGAGGUCUUAAAGCUGAUUUCUGGUCUCCCCAAAACGAGCUUCUCAGUGUUUAUGCCAGUGCAAGUUAUGGAAGCUUGAGAUUCAACAACGUCAACUUCUUCUAAGACUAUUUUAUUUUGCUUCUUUCUCUAUUAAUUAUUCCUUCCUCUUUUUUCUUUUUUUUCUCUUUAACCCCUGAAGGGGAUGAUCAUAUACCAAGGUUGUGAUUCGUGCCUGUAUUUUUUUUCCCUUUCUGAUUCCCCUUCUACCUUUUCUUUUUCAAAGGAAGUCUUACAUGUUGAAUGAUGAUAGUAUACACAGAGUGAAAUAGAAGAAUCCUAAAUUUUGCGGAGCCA
Molecule: messenger RNA, 879 nt
Organism: Populus nigra (black poplar)
Lineage: Eukaryota; Viridiplantae; Streptophyta; Magnoliopsida; Malpighiales; Salicaceae
Product: heavy metal-associated isoprenylated plant protein 28-like
Exons: 3
Coding region: 373-648 (91 amino acids)
Molecular function (GO): metal ion binding
Source: RefSeq, a predicted model, not a curated record